Hippocampus comes (tiger tail seahorse) is the source of this 1488-nucleotide messenger RNA. RefSeq names its product hes family bHLH transcription factor 6 (gene hes6). Gene Ontology annotation, molecular function: protein dimerization activity; DNA binding. The coding region runs from base 693 to 1391 and encodes 232 amino acids. The transcript has 5 exons. The record is from RefSeq and is a predicted model, not a curated record. Gene Ontology annotation, biological process: regulation of DNA-templated transcription. Lineage: Eukaryota; Metazoa; Chordata; Actinopteri; Syngnathiformes; Syngnathidae.
UUUGUGUGCAGCGAUGGCUGUUUGAAAGUGCUCGAUAAAUACAGUUGAGUUGAGUCGUGAGCGCCUAUGGAGAGGAAGGAGUUAAUGCCCCUAAAAUCCAAAAUGCCAUCGUUUUUGACAGUUUCAGGGGUUGAUGUGGGUAUUGGUAGAGAUGUCCCCUUAGAUUUCGGGAAAGAUUAAUUGCAGUUUUCUGACAUCAAGUCACAUUCAGCUUUUUUUCUUCUAAGAGCAAAACACUUAUUGCCCAUAAAACCCAAAAUAUAGAGCGAUUGUUUUGACAUUUCCAGAGAUAGAUGUGCACAUGAAUUUUGGGGAUGAUUGAUUCGAUAAUUUUUUAACAUGAUAGUGAACGUCUAUCGGGAGAAAAAGGCUUAAUGCCUAUAAAAUACAAAAUACGGUGGCGAUUGUUUCGAUAUUUUCAAAAGUUGAAGUGGCAUGGGUAAAGAUGUGCAUUUGAAUUUUAAUAACAAUUGGUCGUCGUUAUCUGACAUGAACCAGAUACGAUUUGUUUUACAUGUAGCCUUUCCCCAGGUUAUUGAAUUUGGGGUACAGAUUAGCAAAUUGAAGGGUGGCUUCUUACUAACCCCCCCCCCCCCCGGUGGCUUUUUCGCCUUAUUCAUAUGUAAAUCAGGCGUUUUAUAUACCUAGCCCAUGUCUCCCCCUCCAGUGGCAGCACUAAAAAGAAGCCAGGAAUGCCCCCCACCCGCAAGCGCACACCGACUGACCACUAUUCAGGCGGACUGAAGUCUGACAGAAAGAUGAGGAAACCUCUCGUCGAGAAGAAACGACGAGCUCGAAUCAACGACAGUUUACACGAACUCAGGGUUCUCAUGGCGGAUACGGAGCAGUUCCAUUCAAAGAUGGAGAACGCCGAAGUGCUAGAGAUGACGGUCAAACGGGUGGAGAGCAUUCUGCAAAACCGGGCUCAAGAGGUGGACGCCAUCAAUCGAGAGGCGUGCCAGCGUUUUGCGGCUGGUUACAUCCAAUGCAUGCACGACGUACACAAUUUUGUGUCCAGUUGCCCGGGGAUGGAUCCCACGGUGGGGGCCGAGCUGCUCAACCACCUCCUGGAGAGCAUGCCCUUGCACGGCCAGGACCGCCUCAGGGCCACGCCUUUGGACGCAGACCGCCAUGGUGGCCCAUGGUCCCUGCCUGCCCCUAGUGCCCCUAUGGCCCCGGGUUCGCUGGUGUCCCCGGCUCCCUCUUCUUCCUCCGCCUCCGGCGAUGACCUCUGCUCUGACCUUGAGGACACCGACUCAGAACAAAGUCAGGGUUCCUCUUCCGAGGAGUCGGAACAAAGUCAGGUUUUUUCCUCUGAAGAAUCGGAGCCGCAGGACGUGUCGGGAUGUGUGUCCUUAAAUGGCUCCAAAUCCGUUUGGAGACCCUGGUAGAUUGAAGGAGCUGUACACGUCGAUCAGAUAUUUUAAAGCUGUGGUGUCAAACUCGGUUUCAUAUUGGGCCACACGUUGGGCGUUCCGGGUUGAAGCG